Messenger RNA from Pogona vitticeps (central bearded dragon), 1008 nucleotides. It is a transcript of the gene PTPRCAP, whose product is annotated as protein tyrosine phosphatase receptor type C associated protein. The record is from RefSeq and is a predicted model, not a curated record. Lineage: Eukaryota; Metazoa; Chordata; Lepidosauria; Squamata; Agamidae.
GGAAGCCCUCCCUCACCCCACCCCCUUUGUGUUCACCCUAAGGCACUUGCAAAGUUUCAUUUUACUCAAGGCUUUGUGCAGCACCACAGUGAGAAAAGUGCUCUACACCUAAUUAUGAAGCUCAGGUUUGCCCAGGCUCUUUCUGCACAGCUUCUGCUGUUUUCAGGAAAAUCUACGGCAUCAAUUUCACAGAAAGGUGGCGGCAGUGGCAACAGGAGCGACAAUGUCAUUGUGGGCAUCCUGGUCUUCACGCUCCUCCUCCUCCUCCUCUUGCUCUUUCUAGCAUGGCGGCACCUGAGCUACGCCUCAGAAGGAACGUACCACCCCUGGCGCCUGAUGAGGGGGCUCAUCAUUCGCUUGCAGAACCUUUGGGUGCAGAUCCGAAGUGAAGCGUUAUCCCAAGAGGACCCGGAUGAAAAGCAGAGUGACGAAGAUCUUGGGGAGCAGCAGGAGGAUGAUACAGAGAAUGAGGAGCAGGAGCAGGGAGAGGAGCUGCUCCCCCAGCAGGCUGACAAUGAGUCAGAGGAGGAGGAGGAGAGGCAGGAAAUGCUUGACGAGAGAGCUGAACUGGAGCCAACUGAAAAGGAAGCCGCUCAGGACCCCUUAAAGGAAGAAGAGCCCUCAGGGGCCGUGGAGGGCAAGGCGGGAGUCUUGCUUAGUGAUCUGCAUUCCUUUUCUGGGACAGCAGCUUGGGAGGACAGCAGCAAACAAGCACAAGCCACUGCCCUCUAGAAGCAGCAGGCAAAGGAGGACUCCAAAGAAGGCUACAGUCCAUAGCUGCACUUGACUCCAGGCCCACCUGGCCAUUGCCACAGAUUUGAGACCCACAGACAAGACAGAGGCUGAUGGCACCCUGCUUGACCUGUUUUCCCCUUCUUGUUUGUACCACCUUACCUGUUUGGUCAAGCUUAUCACACACACAAAAAAUAGCAGCCUGUUUUGUUCUGUUGUGUUUUUUUUAACCCAUCUCCCUAUUACAAUAAAGCAGAGGAAGCAGGCUGCACCUCA